AUUCAGCACCCUGUUUCUAUUCUCCAUCUCCGCGUGAAAGCUUUCACACCUCAUUGAUUUCCCACCCACCACCACCACUCCUUUGACAUCAUAUAGCUCUCUGUCUCCCCUUAAUUGCUUCAACUCUUCAAUUAUUUAGUCAUCAAAUAAGCAAUUAUCAUGAAUACAAGUUACCCUCCUUUCUUCUUCCUUUUCCUCCUUCCUGCCUUUUGCUUUGCCUCCUUAGCUUUUGGAGCCACUCUGUCCACAGAUGAAGUGCAAGUUCUGAAAGAUAUAGGUAAGACACUUGGGAAGGACUGGGAUUUCAGCGUAGAUCCAUGCAGUGGAGAACGUAAUUGGACAUCGUCUGUUCAAGUGAAAGGGAGCGAAAAUGCUGUCACAUGCGGCCAUUGCUCCUAUGCUAAUCAAACCAAUUGUCAUGUCACUAACAUAAUUUUGAAAGAACAAAAUCUCCCAGGCAUUCUACCGCCGGAUUUGAUCAGGUUGCCUUAUCUUCAAGAAAUUGAUCUUACUCGCAACUACCUCAACGGUACAAUUCCUAAAGAAUGGGGCUCUAUGAAGCUUGUCAACAUUUCCCUCCUUGGAAAUCGAUUAACGGGUUCAAUACCAAAAGAGAUAGCAAACAUAUCCACUCUUCAAAGUUUGGUAUUGGAGAGCAAUCAACUGUCUGGAGAGCUUCCACCUGAGCUUGGGAAUCUAAUCCAAAUUCAAAGACUGUUACUUUCUUCCAACAAUUUUACUGGAAAACUACCUGUAACAUUGGCCAAGCUCACUACAUUGCAAGAUAUUCGAAUAAAUGACAAUCAAUUCUCAGGGAAGAUACCUGAUUUUAUUCAAAGCUGGACAAGUCUCCAAAGAUUAGAUAUUGGAGCAAGUGGAUUAAGUGGGCCAAUUCCUUCUGGAAUUUCACAUUUGGAGAACUUAAUAGACUUGAGAAUUAAUGAUCUAAAUGGAUCUGAAUAUUCAUCUUUUCCGGAACUUAAUAAAACGAAGUUGACAUAUUUGAUCCUGAGAAAUUGCAACAUCAAUGGAACACUACCUCCAUAUCUUGGCAAUAUGAUAAGUUUAAAAAAUUUAGACCUUAGCUUUAACAGAUUGAGUGGACCAAUUCCGAGAAACUAUGAUGCCCUAAGAAAGGUGGAUUACAUAUAUUUAACUGGAAAUCUUCUCACGGGACUAGUGCCUCCAUGGACAGAGAACGCUGAUAAUGUAGAUCUUUCAUAUAACAACUUCAGCAUUGCAAGCCAGGGGAGUCAAACAUGUCAAAAUAGAAACGUGAACGUGUUUGCUAGCUCUUUGACGCCCAAUGACUCAGGAAUUGUUUCAUGUUUGAGAAGCGUUGUCUGUCCUAAAACCUCAUACUCCCUUCAUAUAAAUUGUGGUGGAACAAUGGUAACAGUCAAUAGAAGCAAAUAUGAUGAUGAUUUAGAUGAAGGAGGACCAGCUAAAUUUCAGCUCAGUGCAACAAGAACAUGGGCAUUUAGCACUACUGGUAACUUCAUGAAUAAUGAAUACGCAAACAACUAUAUUUGGUCAAACAAAUCUGUGCUUUCUGUGGCCAAUGCUGAACUCUACAUGAAUGCACGAGUUUCUCCCACUUCUCUAACUUAUUAUGGAUUUUGCUUGGGAAACGGAAACUACACUGUAAAUCUACAUUUUGCCGAAAUCAUUUUCAUUGAUGGUCAAACAUAUAACAGUCUAGGAAGGAGAGUAUUUGACAUCUACAUUCAGGGAAAGCUGGUGCAGAAGGACUUCAAUAUUGUAGAAGAAGCAGGGGGAAUUGGUAAGGCAAUCAUAAAACCAUUCACUGCUAUUGUGACUAAUAAUACCUUGGAAAUCCGCUUUAAAUGGGCUGGAAAAGGGACAACUGUUAUCCCAAAUAGAUCAGUAUAUGGUCCUCUUAUAUCAGCUAUAUCUGUGGAAUCAGAUUCUCCACCUCCCUCAGAAAAUGGAAGUAGCAUAUCUGCAGGAUCUGUGGUAGGAAUUGUGCUUGCAGGAGCAAUUAUUAUCAUCCUUGUAUUUGGUCUACUUUGGUGGAAAGGUUGUAUAGGAAAAAAACAUUCUUUAGGCGGAGAGCUAAAGGGUUUAGACUUGCGUACGGAUUUAUUUACUUUAGGACAAAUCAAAGCAGCAACAAACAACUUUGAUAUUGCCAAUAAGAUUGGAGAAGGAGGAUUUGGUUCUGUGUACAGGGGAUGUUUAUCAGAUGGGACAUUAAUAGCAGUCAAGCAGCUUUCUUCUAAAUCAAAGCAAGGAAAUCGUGAGUUUUUAAAUGAAAUAGGCAUGAUUUCUGCUUUGCAGCACCCUCAUCUUGUUAAGCUCUAUGGAUGUUGUGUUGAGGGAGAUCAACUAUUGUUGGUAUAUGAAUAUUUGCAAAACAAUAGCCUUGCUCGCGCUUUAUUUGGUCCUCAAGAACACCAAAUAAAAUUGGAUUGGCCAACAAGAUACAACAUCUGUGUUGGUAUUGCUAGAGGUUUGGCAUACCUCCAUGAAGAAUCAAGACUAAAGAUUGUUCAUAGGGAUAUCAAGGCCACUAAUGUGUUGCUUGAUAAAGAUCUCAACCCAAAGAUAUCUGACUUUGGUUUGGCCAAGCUUGAUGAAGAGGACAACACUCAUAUUAGCACCCGAAUAGCUGGGACAUAUGGAUAUAUGGCUCCGGAAUAUGCCAUGCAUGGUUAUUUGACUGAGAAAGCAGAUGUCUAUAGCUUUGGAAUUGUUACCCUGGAAAUCAUAAAUGGAAGUAACAAUACCACUCACCGAAAAAAAGAAGAGUCAUUCCAUCUUCUUGAAUGGGCACGUCUAUUGAAAGAAAAAGGCAAUUUAAUGGAGCUAGUUGAUAGAAGAUUGGGUUCAGACUUCAACAAAGAGGAGGUAAUGGUGAUGAUCAAUGUGGCUCUCUUAUGCACAAAUGUGUCUCCAACACUUAGGCCAACCAUGUCAUCAGUAGUAAGCAUGCUAGAAGGAAGAACUGUUGUUCAAGAAAUGGUUUUAGAAACAAAUGAGUUUUUGGAUGAGAAGAAGUUGGAGGCAAUGAGACAAUAUUACAAUGAUCAAAGUACUUCAACUGAAGGGCCAUGGACUGCUUCUACUUCUGUUACAGAUCUAUAUCCUAUACACUUAGAUUCUUCUUACUGGGAGAAAAGAGAUUAGAGACUAUGGAGAAAAAUUGCAUUCCUUUGUAUCAAUUAUUUUGCCAUGAAUUGGUUUGUAAAAUUCUUUUCUUCCUUG
Abrus precatorius (Indian licorice) is the source of this 3228-nucleotide messenger RNA. Its product is annotated as probable leucine-rich repeat receptor-like serine/threonine-protein kinase At3g14840. Gene Ontology annotation, molecular function: protein kinase activity; ATP binding; protein binding. The transcript has 24 exons. Lineage: Eukaryota; Viridiplantae; Streptophyta; Magnoliopsida; Fabales; Fabaceae. The record is from RefSeq and is a predicted model, not a curated record. Bases 160 to 3150 code for a protein of 996 amino acids. Gene Ontology annotation, biological process: protein phosphorylation.